AUGCCUAUAUGGUGCCGCAGAAAAAACCCCGAAAUAUCUUGCUGCGCCACGGAGUACUGUAACCGUUACCUAUUCACAGAGACGGGAACCACAGCGACGGCAUGGAAAGUAUUGCCAUGGGUGAUGGGGUUGAUGGUUCUCGGGGUUUGCGCUGCGAUUAGCUUCUGCUGGGCGAAGCGAUCUCAUGGCCCGAAGAAACGGGUCACUUCAAGAACGCCCUAUCCGACCGAUGACCCGGGGAGUGAGGCCAGGCAUCCCAUGAUGAGAACUACCACUAUACGGGACAUGAUCGAACUCACCACUUCUGGAUCCGGUUCCGGACUGCCUCUACUAGUCCAGCGUUCAAUCGCUCGUCAGAUCCAACUGGUGGACAUUAUCGGAAAAGGUCGUUUCGGAGAAGUAUGGCGCGGUCGUUGGCGCGGUGAGAAUGUCGCCGUCAAAAUAUUCUCCUCCCGCGAAGAGUCCUCUUGGUUCCGCGAAGCCGAAAUAUACCAGACGGUGAUGUUACGUCACGAGAACAUUCUUGGCUUCAUCGCUGCCGACAACAAGGACAACGGCACUUGGACCCAGCUAUGGCUGAUCACUGACUAUCAUGAAAAUGGCUCCUUGUUUGAUUUCCUGAGUGCGAGAACAAUAGACUCUUUGACGCUGGUGAAGAUGUCGCUCUCCAUCGCCACUGGUUUAGCCCAUCUACACAUGGACAUCGUCGGCACUAAAGGCAAGCCAGCCAUAGCCCACAGAGACCUGAAGUCGAAGAACAUUCUGGUGAAGAGUAACCUGACUUGCGUGAUCGGUGACCUGGGUCUGGCAGUGCGUCACAACGUGGCAAGUGACUCUGUAGAUGUGCCCACCACGAAUAGAGUCGGUACGAAGCGCUACAUGGCUCCCGAGGUGCUUGACGAGACAAUGGACACGCGGCAGUUUGACCCUUACAAGCGUUCUGACGUGUACUCGUUCGGCUUGGUGCUGUGGGAGAUGGCUCGGCGAUGCGGUGUGAUGCCCGAUGAGUACCAGCCUCCGUACUACGACUGCGUGCCACCAGACCCAGCGCUUGAAGACAUGCGUCGGGUCGUCUGCAUUGAGAAACGGAGGCCCAACGUACCGAACAGAUGGCAUUCGGACCACGUGCUGUCCUCGAUAUCAAAGGUGAUGAAGGAGUGCUGGUACCAGAACCCAGCUGCCCGUCUCACCGCACUUCGCAUCAAGAAGACGCUUGCCAACAUCUGCACGCCCGACUACAUCAAGUUGGAUGUCGAGCUGGAUGAAAUAAGGGUUUGA
This is a messenger RNA of Spodoptera littoralis (African cotton leafworm), 1278 nucleotides long. Lineage: Eukaryota; Metazoa; Arthropoda; Insecta; Lepidoptera; Noctuidae. The record is from the annotation of a GenBank genome assembly.